AACUACCUCUUGUCAGAGUGUUAAACAGUAGCUUUACCCUUUAAAUUGGUCGAGUGUGUAGACCACUUCUUGAGCUCCACGUCCUCUUCUGAACAGCUGUACAAUUUAAUAGCAGACAUGUUGCCUUGAGGCCAACUGGCUGCUCUUGUAAUCCUCAUUCUUCAGAGAUGGAUCAUCAUAGCCACAGGGAUGACUCAUGCGCCGGGCUGAGUUUAAAACUGCUGGAGCGCUCAGAGAAUAAAAAGUCUGUUGUGGGACUCCGCUGAGCACUUCUCAGGCUCUGAGCAUUAGCCCUGGAAAUUUGGGACAGAAACUCUAGAUGUUAAACUUGAAUAUGGACUACACGGGGCUGCUGCUGCUGGUGCUCAACCUCAGUGGAGCAAUUUGUGCAGUGGUGCAAUGGACAGAAUUAAAUGAAGCAAAGGCCUAUUUGAGGCAGUAUGGCUACCUGAAUGACCCCGCUGAUCCACAGGACCCUCAUUACCUGGAGGAGAUCAUUGAAGCUCUCAGGGUUUUCCAGAGGGUGAAUGAUCUGCCACCUACUGGAGAAUUGGAUGAAGCAACUCUGGAUGUGAUGAGACAGCCGCGCUGUGGCGUGGAGGACCCCUUCAACAAGAAAUAUCACAAAUACAGAGUGAUCGGUAAAUGGAGAAAGAGGAGUCUGACCUACCGCAUCUACAACUACACACCUGACAUGAAGAAGACAAAUGUCGAGAUUGCCAUCCGCUCUGCCUUCAAGUACUGGAGUGAUGUGGCUGCUUUGACCUUCAGAGAGGUCCGCUACGGCACAGCAGACAUAAAGAUCUCCUUCCAUAAGAAAAAGGGCUACUGCUCUGUCCCAUUUGAUGGCCGUGGUCAUGUACUGGCCCACGCUGAGUCACCAGAAUCUGGUAUUGUCCACUUUGACGAGGAUGAGUUCUGGACUGAGGGAACAUAUUAUGGUAUUAAUCUGCGUAUUGUAGCUGCCCAUGAAAUCGGCCACGCCCUCGGCCUGGGUCACUCUCAGUUCAGAAGUGCUCUGAUGGCUCCAGUCUACUCUGGUUACCGUGCCAACUUCAGGUUGCAUACAGAUGAUAUCAAAGGCAUCCAGGCGUUAUACGGCAAACGCAUCACCGGCACUUUAGCCAGUCCAACAUUUCCAGACAGUCUAUUUCCCACAGAAAGCAGCCAUGAUACUGAGAACAUCCCUGACCCCUGCACCGCCACACUGGAUGCCAUCAUGUUAGGUCCAUGGAGGAAAACCUUUGCUUUCAGUGGUGAUUACGUGUGGACGAUCACUGACCUGGGACACAACACACCAAUGAAGAUUGACAGGCUGUGGAGACAACUCCCUGGAAACCUAACUGCUGCUGUGCACUCUCAAAGAACCAACAAGACAUACUUUUUUAAAGACAAUCAAGUGUGGAGGUAUACCAUGUUCAUGCUGGACUACGGCUACCCCAAACAGGUGAAACGGAUCCCUCCUAAUAUUGAUGCAGCCUUGUACCUGGAGAAGAACAAGAAGCUGGUCUUUAUCAAGGGUUCAGAGCACUGGCAGUGGGAUGAGCUGAAGUACACCAACUUAUCUCUCUACCCCAAACCGCUCUCUAUGCUCUUCACCGGAGUCCCGUCCAGUCCGGAUGCUGCCUUCACCUGGACCAACGGCAAGAUCUUCUUCUUUAAGGGAGAUGAGUACUGGCGUGUGAAUAAGCUGCUGAGAGUCGACAGAGGAUACCCACUGAGCAAGCAGGAGCGCUGGAUGCGAUGCUAGGGGUCGACCAUCAGGGGGCAGCAAGUACCGAGAGGUUUACAGCAGGGGUGCUGGUUCCACUCCAGGGGCAUUGACAACCACGCAACCUCAACAGCAGAGAUUGAUUGUGAUUUGCCAUCUCCCAUGUUAUAAAAAAAAACUAGUGUGGGUAUUGAUUUUUAUUUCACUGGAUCUGACAACCAAGCAGACUUUUUGAGCACAAAUGUAUGUUCUUGUGACUGUGAUAAUUAUGUAAGCUUUUGCAUGAUCUCAGGGAGAAAUCAAGGGAGGCCUCUUUUUUUCUUGCUAACAUAUGUGUUGGAUUAUGCGAUUUAAUACUUUCAGUGAGAUGUAACAUGAUGAUGUGAGUGUGCGCUUUCUGUUCAGACAUUUUGUUUAACCAAUCAUCUUUUAAAGUAUGUUCAGUGCUCUCAAAUGUUACUUAACACUUCCAUUAUCACAUGAAUCACACUGGUCUGUCAGAUUUUGGUCUGUUACAACAUUUUCUACAAUUAAACAAACAUAAUGUCAGCAGUAAAA
This is a messenger RNA of Siniperca chuatsi (mandarin fish), 2269 nucleotides long. RefSeq names its product matrix metallopeptidase 19 (gene mmp19). The coding region runs from base 320 to 1750 and encodes 476 amino acids. The record is from RefSeq and is a predicted model, not a curated record. Gene Ontology annotation, biological process: extracellular matrix organization; collagen catabolic process; proteolysis. The transcript has 9 exons. Lineage: Eukaryota; Metazoa; Chordata; Actinopteri; Centrarchiformes; Sinipercidae. Gene Ontology annotation, molecular function: metalloendopeptidase activity; zinc ion binding. Gene Ontology annotation, cellular component: extracellular matrix.